This is a messenger RNA of Teleopsis dalmanni, 1617 nucleotides long. RefSeq lists its product as uncharacterized. The record is from RefSeq and is a predicted model, not a curated record. The transcript is spliced from 4 exons. NCBI's taxonomy places the organism in Eukaryota, Metazoa, Arthropoda, Insecta, Diptera, Diopsidae. Bases 770 to 1144 code for a protein of 124 amino acids.
UGUUGGCUCUAUUGACGCCAGUUCGUUAGCUUCAUCAUUCGGAUGAGAGUACAGUCGCUGCAGGUGCAUUCUUGCAUUUCGCUGUAUUUCUUCCACCACCGUAUUUAUCCCUAGAUCACGAUGCAGAUCAGAGUUCCUUACGUACCAUGGUGCAUUUGCCACACCCCUUAAUAUAACGUUUUGGAAUUUUUGUAUGGUUUCAACAUGUGUGCUGCUAGCGCAUCCCCAGAGCUGAAUACCAUAUGUCCAAAUUGGUGUCAAUAUUUGUUUGUAAAUUAAAAGCUUGUUAUGAUGUGACAGUUUCGACUUCUUUCCAAUAAGCCAUUUGAUUGAUCUGUAUUUUAUAUUCAGUUCAUCUCUCUUUUUUUUACAUGUUCAUUCCAUCUCAGCUUUGCAUCCAAUGUCAUACCGAGGUACUUAGCCGUAUUAGAAUGUGGAAUUUGCAUUCCAUCAAUGUAGAAGGGCAUAAAUCUGAUAUUUCGCCCAAGCGAUAAUGUCAUUGACAGAAGACUGCAGACGCCUGGCUGCUGUUAGUUCAUCAUCUCCAAUCGCUAGAACAGCUGUAUCGUCAGCGAACGUCGCUGUAAACGUCGCUGAGCUCAUUGGCAAAUCAUGUGUGUAUAUUAAAUAUAACAAAGGACCAAGUACACUGCCUUGGGGUACCCCAGCGUUGAUUUUUUGGAGUUCACUGUAAUCGUUUCCAUGCUUAACACGGAAGUUACGAUUAGUCAAAUAAGAAGAAACCAUAUCGAAAUACUCCAACGGAAAAAUGUCUCUUAUUUUUGUUAGUAGACCUGUAUGCCAAACUUUGUCGAAAGCCUGGGAUACGUCUAAUUUUGAGAAACCAACAGCCCAAAUAUAUUAUAAAAAACUAUUAGAAGUGACAAAAAUUGAUACAACGUGGGACUUAGUAAGAUUUAAGAUGAGAUAUUUUAAGCAAAGUUUUGUUAAGGCAAACAAUUGGCGCAAGUCUACUGGCGCCGGCUUGCUAGAUGACGAAGAAGUCACAUCUAUAAAAGAUAAGGUAAAAUUGAUGUGUCCAUAUUAUGACCAAUUGUCGGAAAUAUUUGGUGAGAAAGCUUGGAGCAACAAAAUUGUUUUACAAUCUUCUGCUAUGGUAUGCGACAAGGAGAUGUCAGUGUAAGAACUGAAUAGUACCAGCGAACGAGCAGGCGUUGAAAUAGCGAACAGCGAAGAAGCAACACCAUUUAGCACGAUAUUUGAUGCAGAUAUACUGACAGAAAAUACUGUGUAACAGAUCACUACUAACAGAAGCGAGGUUAACACACAAAAAAAAAACUACACCAGGGAGGAUUCGUUUCGAAAACAAUUUAAGACGUAAUAAACAAACAUCCGCCAUUCAGGAACUAAACGAUAUUGAACGCAAACGAGAGGAGUUCCAAAAUCGGAAGCUUCAACUUGAAGUAGAAAAAUUCGAGUUUCACAAAGAAUUGGAACUAAAAAAAUUGCGCAUGAAGGAGGAUAAGAUAAACAUGAGAUUCAGGCUAAAAGAGGAGAAGUUAAAGCAAAAAGAGAAAUUGGCGAUAUAUGAACUGGAUUUAAAAUAUGGCAAAGCGAACGAUAGCUAAUAUUUCAAUUUUAUUUUGUCCUAACUAA